UACUAAAUACGCAGAGAAAGGGCGUCUGGGUCACCCGCCUGGGGCCGGCUGCUCCCCCUGGGUUCUGAGUCCCAAUCUCUGGGGAGCGUUUCUGAGUGGUAGGGAAGUCACUCUAUCGCCCGCGGUCCCAGCAGCCCGGUUCCGGCAGUGGGUCCCCCGGCGCGGCUCCUUUAAGAGCUCCUGGGUCGCCCACCGGAGGUCGCCCCCACGCCAUGCGGGUGCUGCGGGCCGGCCUGACCCUGGCGCUGGGCGCGGGCCUGGGCGCGGCCGCCGAGAGCUGGCGGCGGCGGCGGGAGGACGCGCCGGUGGCGCCGGGGCUGCUGGGUCGGUUGCCCGUGCUGCCCGUGGCGGCGGCCGCUGACUUGCCCGCCGUGCCGGGGGGACCCGCGGGCCGCGGCCCGGGCGAGCUGGCCAAGUACGGGCUGCCGGGGCUGGCGCAGCUCAAGAGCCGCGAGUCGUACGUGCUGUGCUACGACCCGCGCACCCGCGGCGCGCUCUGGGUGGUGGAGCAGCUGCGGCCCGAGCGGCUCCGCGGCGACGGCGACCGCCGCGCGUGCGACUUCCGCGAGGACGACUCGGUGCAUGCGUACCACCGCGCCACCAACGCCGACUACCGCGGCAGCGGCUUCGACCGCGGCCACCUGGCCGCCGCCGCCAACCACCGCUGGAGCCAGAAGGCCAUGGACGACACGUUCUACCUGAGCAACGUCGCGCCCCAGGCGCCCCACCUCAACCAGCAUGCCUGGAACAACCUAGAGAAGUACAGCCGCAGCUUGACCCGCAGCUACCAGAACGUCUAUGUCUGCACAGGGCCGCUCUUCCUGCCCAGCCAGAGACCCUUUGGGUCCCUCCUACCACCUCUCCUCUGCCCAUGGGCAGCAGCAGGCCCUGAAUCUGCCCCCGCUUCUCCCUGCUGUCACCUCUUGGCACACCUACUCAAUCCUGUUCUCAUGGAAACUCCUCCGGGUCCCUGGUGCACCAAGCUCUCCCACCUUCGGUCUCCGCUCUGCUUGGAGCGCUUUCCUCCACCCUUCUCAGGAGUUGGAAAUCGGAUCUGCCUGACCCGGGGCCGCCACCCUGGCCUCCCAGGUGGAAGCGACUGAGCACCGCUGGCCAUGCUCCGUGGUUUCUCUGGACUGUGGAGGCAAUAGGUCGAGGCUGAGCAGCGCACUCUGGAAUCCACAGGCUCAGGAUGGACUCUAGGCCUCAUCACCUAGUCCCUUGGUGCUGUGGGCAAAUGACCUGUGUCCUCCGCUGCAAAACAGGGCCAAAACCUGUGACCUCUUGGCUGAUGUCACAUGCUUCCCCAGGGCCUGGCCCGUGGUAAGGGCUUAGCACGGGCUGGCCAAGGCAGUGGUUGGGGCACUGAUCAAAUUUCAUUAGCAGGUGCCUCCUAUGACCCGCGGCAAGGGAGGAGACUCUGCUGAGGGGAAGCCCUCAUCCAGUGUCAUGGUCCUCGCUCACUUGGUGCUCACCUCCAUGGGGAGAGACGGACAGUCGUUAAGUGUCCCCCCAGAGGAAUGUGAAUAUUCAGAAGGCUCAAUUCUUCUAGCAGCAUUUAUUGUCACCCACUCCGCGUGACCCCGUGUUGGGCAUGAGGCAAACAGAGGGAAAGAGUUAGCCUCCACCCUGAAGAGGGUUCUAGCCUCAAGCAGGAGCCAGGCAGGGCAAAGAAGCCUCACAGUGAGAGGGUGGUCCGCUAGCUUGACAGAAGUUAGAGGACAGAUCAGGGAAGGCUUCCUGGAAGAGGUGGCCUUGGGUUCAACCAGGCCUCCUGCCCAUGUGUGCCUGGGUCUGCCCACAGGACAGAGGCUGAUGGGAAAUCCUAUGUGAAGUACCAGGUCAUUGGCAAGAACCAUGUGGCAGUGCCCACACACUUCUUCAAGGUGCUGAUCCUGGAGGCAGCAGGCGGGCAAAUCGAGCUUCACUCCUAUGUGAUGCCCAACGCACCUGUGGACGAGGCCAUCCCCCUGGAGCGCUUCCUAGUGCCCAUUGAGAGCAUCGAGCGGGCCUCGGGGCUGCUGUUUGUGCCAAACAUCCUGGCUCGAGCAGGCAGCCUCAAGGCCAUCACGGCAGGCAGCAAGUGAGGGCAGAGCCCAGCGAGACUGUGGGUGUGUACAGGCUGGGGGACAUUAAAGGUGGGGAUUUUUGGA
This is a messenger RNA of Saimiri boliviensis boliviensis (Bolivian squirrel monkey), 2153 nucleotides long. Lineage: Eukaryota; Metazoa; Chordata; Mammalia; Primates; Cebidae. The record is from RefSeq and is a predicted model, not a curated record.